AUGCCCUCCCUUCGCUCAAAGAAGCGUAAGCCAAAAGAUCCACCCACAGGCGAGAAACCACCCAAGCGGCGCCCAAAAAAGACCAUCAAGGCUGCCGGAGCCUUAGCAGAUACACCGCCACCAAAGUCACCACAAAAGCCUAAGGAUAAGCCUAAGAAGUCUUACAGGCGUUCCUCCGAUCCUUCUAAAUGUAUACCAAAGGCAAAAGAACAGACACCUAUUAACAUUCCUAGCUCGGCGGCAUCAACCCCUAUUCCAACGCGUACGAAGACGAUCCCUCCACCUACGCGAUUCAACCCUGCCGAAGAAGACAUUUUCUGUGCUGAACAGACCACUACCCAAAUAUGA
Hymenoscyphus albidus is the source of this 348-nucleotide messenger RNA. The record is from the annotation of a GenBank genome assembly. NCBI's taxonomy places the organism in Eukaryota, Fungi, Ascomycota, Leotiomycetes, Helotiales, Helotiaceae.